CCACACAGAAACUGUCCGAGGUCAGCGAGGAGACCAGAUCCCAUGGAGGCGGCGGGCUGCAGCUACCAAUUUCGGAUCGCGCUGCUCGGAGACGCGAGGGUGGGCAAGACGUCACUGCUACGGUGUUACGUGUCGGGCGCCGGGGAGGCGGCGGAGCCGGAUCCCGAACCUACGGUGGGCGUGGAGUUCUACAGCCGCUCGCUGCAGCUGCCAGCCGGGCUGCGAGUCAAGCUGCAGCUCUGGGACACCGCUGGUCAAGAGUGCUUCAGGUGCAUCACCAGGUCCUUCUACCGGAACAUGGUGGGCGUUCUGUUGGUCUUUGAUGUGACGAACAGAGAGUCCUUUGAACAUAUCCAAGCCUGGCACCAGGAGGUCGUAUCCACUCAGGGCCCUGACAAGGUGGUCUUCUUACUGGUUGGCCACAAGUGUGACCUGAGCACCCGAUGCGUCUCCACUCAGGAGGCAGAGGAACUUGCUGCCUCUCUGGGAAUGGGCUUCAUGGAGACCUCAGCCAAAAGCAACUGCAAUGUCGACCUGGCCUUUGACACUGUCACCAGCGCCAUCGAACGGGCCCUGCAGCAGGGGAACAUCAAGCUGGACGAGGACUGGGCAGGUGUCCGGCUCCUCCAUAGAUCCCCAAACUCUAGAUCCUCCAGCAGGAAGCAGGACACAGGCUCAUGCCAGUGUUGACUCCAGGAGAGAAAAGGUUAAAGUGGUACCAACCUCAGACUCUCUGGUGAGACAGGAGGACCACAAAAAACGACAAUACCAACAGUCUCCUGGCAUGUCCCUGCCUUCUAAUUCUUGGGAUUUAUUUUUUCUUCGUCAGAAAUUCAACACAGGGCUAGCUAGCUACAGACCGCCUCAACUCUCUUACAUUUUCAGAAUGGAUCUUGAUAAACUGCCCAGUCCGGCCUUGAGCUAGUAACCUUCUUGGGUGAUUGAGAUUACAGAAGUGUUUCACUAAGCUAGAAUCUCUGGGUUUUUAGUUCUCUGCACAACUCCUUUCUAGAGGAAAAUCUAAGAUCAGGAAUGGGAUUUAUUGGGACUUGUGGUGGCGCACAAAUACCUGUAAUCCCCAAGCUUGAAAGGCAGAGGCAAGAUGGGGGUUUAAACACAUUCUCAGCUCGAGCUCUGUAGACAGUUGAAGGUCUCAGGAGUGAGGGCACUGGCUGUUCUUCCAGUGGACCAGGCUACAUGCAAAGACCAAUAGGGACAGGCUUGCUCACUCAGCACCUUCCCUGCUUUGACAGGUGAAUGGUAAUAUCAUGCUUCUGGGCUUCUCUCGGCUUCCACAUAGUUAUUCUGGCAGUGUUUCUGGGCUGGAAGACAGCGUCCCAGUGUCUGUCCACGGCUUUGCUGGCAAGGCAGUGUGGGGAAUUCUAGUGGAAAUUUUAGUGCUUCCCAACCCUUAGGGUAGCGUGCAUCUGGCCCUAACACGUGGUGCUUCUCACAGCUCCCAACUCAAGCUCAGUGCCUAGGGUUGACUUUCAGGGUUGACCAUGAAUGAGCAGCAGACUUGUUAGGCACUGUCUGGAACCUGGUCGUCCUUAGGGCAACCCACAUCUGUCUAUGAGAAUGGUGUUCAAGGCAUAGAAGCCUGUUCCUUUCAACUCAGCACUGAGGAGGCAGAGAUAGGUGGAUCAGCCUGAUCUACUAUGCUACUCAGUAAGAUGAUAUCAAAACAAACAAACAAACAAGGAGACAGGGAGGGGCCUGGAGAGAUGGCUCAGCAGUUCCGAGCCCUUGUUAAUAGUAUAGAGUAGUAAUUCAAUGUUUAGCAUCCACCGUGAGUUACAACCAUCCAUCACUUCAGUCUACCAGGCUUGUAUACGGCACACAUACAAAUGGUAGCAAAACAUUCAUACAAGAAGUGGCUCGGGUUUGUGA
Mus pahari (shrew mouse) is the source of this 1890-nucleotide messenger RNA. It is a transcript of the gene Rab42, whose product is annotated as RAB42, member RAS oncogene family. Gene Ontology annotation, molecular function: GTP binding; GTPase activity. Gene Ontology annotation, cellular component: Golgi membrane. Bases 43 to 690 code for a protein of 215 amino acids. Lineage: Eukaryota; Metazoa; Chordata; Mammalia; Rodentia; Muridae. The record is from RefSeq and is a predicted model, not a curated record. The transcript has 2 exons.